UAAAGUUUUUGUAAUGCUGUUGAAAUACAAUCUUCCAGGAUAAAUUGUAACGCGUGUGAAUUUAUCUCCUAACUUUAUUGUAAAUCGUAGUUUGUGUUUCGCAGAACUUCAAUUUCCACCUCAAUGUACCAAGCUCUUUGUGAACGAUACAACGAGUUCAUAUUAAUCUGAAGAUCUAUGAAAAAAGAUUCACGUGGGGGACCUGUUUAGUAUUCGGAACUUGGAUUUCGUCUGUGCAAACCGUGCAAAUCAAAGGUGUUAUAUACAGCGCUAUCAAGCCCUACUGUUCUCUCUUAUUUUUCGGGGUCCUUCCUCAGGCUGGAUUCGACCAUAGGAGGCGCUCAAUAAUCAGUACGAAGAAGAGCGUACAAGUGAAACGAUGUUGUAACUAACGGCCAAAAUGGAAGAGCAAAGCGUUCACAGCAGUAUCAGUGAUAUAAAUAGUGAAGAGGCAGUUAGAAGUGAACCUGUGAUUAUUCCACGUAAAAAGAGAAUAUGCUUAAUUGGUGCAGCUGGGAAUGAUCCUGCACUUGGUGCUACUGCACAGCAGUUUAGCGUACCUGUCCUUAAAUCAGAAACUGGUUUAGAAUAUAUAGAAGAUACAACAUAUUGUACUUACUUUAUAUUAAAGCAGUUUGAGGGACCUGAAUAUGAUGUUCUUCAUAAAAGUGCUCAUAGAAUAUUGGGACCGACGGCUCUUCUGCAGUUAGCAGAAAGAAAGGACUCACUACCUAGUAUUAGCAGACCAAUGUAUACACAAGCUAUGGUAGGCACAGUAGUAGUAUUUACCGGAUUUAGGAAAAAGGAAGAACUGACCAAAUUGAUCAACAUGAUUCAUAAUAUGGGUGGAAGUAUUAGAAAAGAAAUGGGUGCAAAAGUGACGCAUCUCAUUGCUAAUUGUUGCGGUGGAGAUAAGUACAGAUAUGCUGUGACCUUUCGUGUGCCAAUAAUGUCAAUGGAUUGGGUGACAGCUUUAUGGAAUGCCAAAGACGAUAUUUCCAAUUAUGGAAAUAAUGAAGAACUGAUCACAACUUAUAAGCUGAAGCCAUUUUUUGGUGCAAAAGUAUGUUUCUUUGGUUUCCCUGAAGAAGAGAAACGUCACAUGUGUGAAGUUUUACAACAACAAGGUGGUAAAUCGACAGAAAUUGAUGAUCCAAAUUGUACGCAUGUGGUUGUGGAUGAAUCAAAUGUAAAUGCGUUGCCAGAUUUAGCUUCUGUUAGAGCUCACAUUGUGAAAGCUGAAUGGUUUUGGACAUCUGUGCAAAAUGAAGGUGCAGCUGAUGAAAAGGAGUAUUUAUUUGAAGAUUAUUUGGAAUCUGUUCUAUCGCCUGCAAUAUCUGCUAGACGUGAUAGUCAACCAACAACGACUCCGAGUACAGCAUCUACAAGACGAAAACGUAAACGUUUGGCAGAAACUUUAUCUAGUCUGGUUCAAAAUGGUACCGAUUCACCAGCUCUGCAUAAAAGGCGAUCCAGCAUCAGUGAUGCAGGACUUUUGAGUGUUAGUGGAAGUUUUCUUGACUGCACAGCAAGCCCAGAUAAGCCAUUACUUGAUGAUAUUCCAGAAGUGGAAGCUGUUAAUGUGGACAGCUCUAGGAAAAAUUUGUCACCGCGUCAUCAAGUUUUCUUAGAAUUAGUACAAACAGAGUCAAAUUAUGUUGGCAUUCUCAGUACAAUUAUGACAUUGUUUAAGUCACCAUUAGAAGAUCUCAUAGAUACAAGCGGCGAGUUAUUAAAUGGUACUGAAGCUAAAAUUAUAUUUGGUAAUUUUCCACCCAUUUAUGAAGUCCAUAAAAAAAUGUUAGAAGAAUUAAGGUAUAGUGCAACACACUGGAUGGAGGACAUUAGUAUAGGCAAUAUAUUUUUGAAGUUUGCACCUGACCUAGUCAAGGCAUAUCCACCGUAUGUCAACUUCUUCGAAAAUACAAAAGAAAUGCUCGACCAGUGUGAUCAAAAUAAACCUCGAUUUCAUGCCUUUCUGAAAAUUUGCCAGACAAAACCCGAAUGUGGUCGACAAAGCUUAAAGGAGUUACUGAUUAAACCAGUACAACGGUUACCCAGUAUUAGUUUAUUAUUAAAUGAUAUCCUUAAACACACAAGUAAAAAUAAUCCAGAUCAUAGCGCACUGGAGUUAUCAAUUAGCAGUAUUAAGGAAGUCAUGACGUACAUAAACGAAGAUAAAAGAAAAACCGAGGGUCAAUUAGUUAUGUUUGACAUUUUCAAUGAGAUUGAUAACUGUCCGCCGCAUUUAGUUUCUUCGCAUCGGUCAUUUAUUGGUAAAUGUGAUGUGAUGGAACUCAGUGAAGGUUUAAGUGGACGUGGUGAUCAUUUAGUUUUGUUCCUGUUUACCGAUACACUCGAAAUAUGUAAGAAAAGAUCAAAGGCCUUCAAUUCGUUAAAAAGUCCCAAUACAGCAAAUGGAUUGCAUACAACAAAAUUAAGUCAAGGGAAACCAUAUAAACAUAUUAAAAUGUUAUCACUUAGUACGAUAAAAAAGGUUGUGGAUAUACGAGAAACUGACGAAUGUCAUAAAGUAUUCGCUCUAAUGGUAAGAAGUAAUCAAGAGUUGAAAGAGAAGCUGUUUUCAUUUACAAUUACGGAUGAAGAAGUAAAUAAAACGAAUUAUUUACGGACUUUGUGUAGGCAAAUGGCUAAUACAGUAUGUAAAGCUGAUGCGGAUACGUUCCUGAUAAGUCUUGAUUCGCAUCAACUUGAAAUUGACACAAGUGAUGUAGCAUUAGGAACUUUAAGUAAAGCAUUUAAGAGCCUAUUUCAUAAUUUUUACCUGGAGUAUAUGGACCCGUAUGUGUUCCUACUCAAUAGCAUGUGUGAAACCACAUUACAUGUCCCACUACCGUUUGCAUCUAGAACAAGGAUGAAAGUCGGCAGAGCGUUUAGCUUUAACAAAACUCCAAGCAAACUGAAAAGAGCAAUGUCAACAAUGAUGUCACCAUUCGGAUCAACCAAUAGCCUUACACCAGCAAGUCAACAACUUGCACAGAUGCGACUUGCUAGUUGCAACAAUAUUAACGAGCUGGGUAAUGGUGGUUCAGGCUCGCCAUCUAGAGAUGAUGUUCUAGUAGCACCCAUGUCGGUUCAGCCGACACGAAAGGCCAAAUGCAGUUCCCUCAGUAUGGCUUCGUUAAGAAGAAAUUGUUCAGAGGAAGUCAUGAAGGACAAAUCCGAUCUUUGAAGUACAGAGCAUGAAUAAUGCGCAACUUUUUCUUUGACACCAUUGAAUUGUUUGUGUGAAAAAGUAGAGAGACUUCGAAAAAUGAUGGGAAGCUAAUACGAUGGGAUUUUUAUAAUAUGAUAAAAGUGUUGGUCUUCGAUA
This is a messenger RNA of Dufourea novaeangliae, 3334 nucleotides long. RefSeq names its product protein ECT2 (gene pbl). The record is from RefSeq and is a predicted model, not a curated record. Lineage: Eukaryota; Metazoa; Arthropoda; Insecta; Hymenoptera; Halictidae. The transcript has 17 exons. Gene Ontology annotation, cellular component: cell cortex; nucleus. Gene Ontology annotation, biological process: intracellular signal transduction; nervous system development; regulation of cytokinesis, actomyosin contractile ring assembly. The coding region runs from base 401 to 3193 and encodes 930 amino acids. Gene Ontology annotation, molecular function: GTPase activator activity; guanyl-nucleotide exchange factor activity.